ACCACUUCGUGUCACAUGCUACACUGAUUCCAUGAGUUUUCUUAGAUGAUCUUCAUUUUUACUGUGUAUUUCUUUUAUACUUUUCAAAUUUGCAAAAAUUUGUUUCCAUUUUGUUUCUUAUGUGUAAUAUUUCAUUUGAGUUUCUCCUUGUUUAUUAACUGGUAAACUACCACUUUCUUCUUGCUUCUGCUUUUUCUUGCAGAAUAAUUUUAUUCAUAGGGCCUAGCAUUAACUUAGUAUUUAUUAUACAAUCAACCGUUAAUUAAACAGUUUUAUGCAUAGGAUAGUAAUUUUACUAUUGGUAAUAUUGCCACUUAAGUUAUUUGCAAUCAAUAUUGAAAUUAUUGCUGAUGUCAAUGGCGAGCCAAUUUCAAAUCUAGAUAUUGAAAAACGUAUUAAGUUAAUCACUUCAUUAUAUGGUAAUCAAAAUAUCAAUCUAAGAGAAGUAAAAUCUCAAGUAUUAAAACAACUAGUAGAUGAAGUUAUUAUUGCCAAUGAGUCACAGAGGUUAAAUAUAAAGCUCAGCGAAGAGGAAGUAAAUAAUUCUAUCGUAUCAUUUUUCAUGCAGAGUUUUGAACUCAGAGCAGAAGAAGUCAAUCAAUACAUAAAAAAGCAUGAUAUAGACCUUAAAGAGUUGAGUAAUCAAAUAAAAUAUCAACUGUUAUGGAAUAAAAUUAUUGAAAAUAGAAUUGUUUCAUUUAUCAACGGAGUGAGCGAUGAAGAGGUGAAUAAUUCUAUAAGACAAAUAGAAAAAUCAGAUUAUCUUAUUAAAUUUGAAAAAAUUAUAGUCAAUCAAAAAGCUACCAAAGAUAUAGUCAAAAAGUUAUACAAUGACGGUAAUUCUACUACUCAAUCUGCAAUGGUAAUAGAUCACGCAACUGUUAGUUUAAAUCAAUCAAAAGGUGUACUCAAGGAUGUUUUAAGGAAAUCAAAAAUUGAUGAAAUCACAGAUUACAAUGAAGGUCCUUACUCUUUUAUCAGGGUGAAUGACAAGAUUCAGCUUGAUCAUGGAAUAUUGAAUAGCACUUUAAAUUUAAAACAGAUUAUAGUUAAAGAUUCAGAAAGUGUGCUAAAAAAUCUCAAAAAGAAAAAAGUUAAUUGUUCAAAUUUUAAUAAACUCACACAUGAUCUAAAACUACCAAACAUAAAGGAAUUAAAAAUAAAAAUGAGAGACUUAAACCCUGAACUACAGAUUUUAUUUCAUAAGACAAACAUAAAUGAAAUAUUAGAAAUCAAGGAAAGCAGCGCUGCAAGGCUAAUCAUGUUAUGUAACAUCGAAAGUGAUAAAAUUGAUAUAGAAGCAAUUAAACAGGGAAUAUACCAACAAAAAAUUAUAAAACAAAGUUCUAUGCUAUUUGAUGAAAUACGUAAAAAUGCAAUUGUUAAUUACCAUAAAAAUGGUAAAUAA
Molecule: messenger RNA, 1408 nt
Organism: Cinara cedri
Lineage: Eukaryota; Metazoa; Arthropoda; Insecta; Hemiptera; Aphididae
Source: the annotation of a GenBank genome assembly